Molecule: messenger RNA, 5866 nt
Organism: Halichondria panicea
Lineage: Eukaryota; Metazoa; Porifera; Demospongiae; Suberitida; Halichondriidae
Exons: 15
Coding region: 93-5762 (1889 amino acids)
Biological process (GO): small GTPase-mediated signal transduction
Molecular function (GO): GTP binding; GTPase activity; protein binding
Source: RefSeq, a predicted model, not a curated record
AAUCCACAAUAUAAACAAACAACAAUCUCAUGUUCUCUCAGUAUUUACAAUGAUAAAAAAGCUUUUGUAUUGCUUCCUAAACUCUUUCGAAGAUGCAAAACCUGAAGGUGGUCAUAGUUGGAGAUGGUGCAGUGGGGAAAUCUUGUUUUCUUAUACAAUGGAGUACCAAUUCUUUUCCCAGUGAGUACGUUCCUACUGUGUUCGAUAACUACGGCGGCAAUAUUAUGGUGGACGGAAAACCAGUCUCAGUGUCGCUAUGGGACACAGCCGGCCAAGAAGACUAUGAUAGGCUCCGCCCACUUUCCUAUCCCCAGACGGACAUUUUCUUUGUUGCAUUUUGCGUCAAAUCUCCAACUUCAUUUGCAAACGUCAAAAACAAGUGGAUACCUGAAGUUCGUCAUCAUUGUCCGAACACACCUGUGCUGCUAGUGGGGCUCAAAAGUGACCUCAGAGGUCAAGAGGUCAAUGGGCGUGGCUACACUGAGGUCCCCCGCGAAGAUGCUCAGCAACUGGCAAAAGAUCUUGGAGCGGUGGGUUACUAUGAGACAAGUGCCCUAACAGGAGCUGGUGUGCGGGAGGCAAUGGACGCUGGUGUGAGGGUGGGGCUAACACAGACUGGCACUUCCCGUAGUGGAGGGAGGAGACGUAGAUUCGUACUACCAUGGAAACGGCGCUCCGACCAAUCAUUUUCCACGAAUGCCAGUGGACCUUACGUUCCCCCGCCCCCUGAACUACCGGCCAAUGAAAAAGCACCCUGGAUAAAUAUCUCAUCUUCGGCAUUUGCUCCAGAUUGGGAAAAAACGAUAAACAACCCAUCUCAUUCGGACGUGGUCUUGAGACUGGAGGGCAAGACGUAUCAUGCCCAUCGCUAUGUGCUGGCAUCUGCUUCAGAUCUGUUUAGACUGCUGCUCGGGGUGACUCAGAAACUUAAGGUUGACAAGCUGUGUGAUGGAUGGAGUAAGGCACGACUAAAGAAGGUUACUAUGGAGACGGUCAACUCGGGGCAGUUGGAGGGGAUGAUCCAUAUUGAAGAUAGAUGUUCGGACGGCAGGCAGCUGAUAGAGAUGACCUUUGACCCCUCUGUGGUGACGGAGCUGGCGCUAUCUCGUGCCCUAACGUUCCUCUACACUGGAGUGGUGGAACUAGACAAAGAGAGCGAAGGUUUCGACGAAACAAUCAAGAUUUCUCAGUUGCUGAAUUUACCCGAGUUGGAGCUCGUUUGUAAGAAUGCUCGUAAAGGGGAGGAGUUUCUGAAUCCGAGUAUUGGAACGUGGUUGAACGAUCGAAAUGCCAGCGUUGCAAAACAACUAUUUCUCAACAAGGGAUUGUUCUCUGACGUGUGUUUCCUGGUGGAGGGUGUGGUUGUCCCCGCCCAUCGACUAGUACUGACCACACGAUGUGAGGUCAUGUCGGCCAUGUUGUCUGGAGCCUUCCAAGAGAGCACAGCUAAUGAGAUAUCCAUCCCUGAUAUCCCAUUGGACACGUUUGUGAGUUUCCUAGAGUACCUGUACACUGACCACGCCCCCAUUGAGGAGGGGGACUCUAUGGGAAUAUUGGAGCUGGCCAACAGAUACGUGAUGAGUCGGCUCAUGUCACUCUGUGAACUGUAUAUCUCCAAGCAUGUGGAGAGGGCCACAAAAGAUUCCAUUGCAAAGGCAAACGUCGACAUUAUAGGACUCCUCCUCUCCUCACAGCUACACAACGCAUCUCAGCUCAGCGCUUGGUGCCUCCACUUCAUCUCAAGCAAUUUUGUUGUUUUUGAGGAAAACGAACAAUUCCUGCAAUUGGACCAAGACAACCUCUCUUAUGUGGAGGAACAUCGAUGGCCACCACUGUCUUACGAGGCCGCUAUGAACGAGUAUAAGGCCAAGUACCUCGAUACUGAGGGGGAGGAGUUAGGUAAAGCUCCUGGCACCGCAACAAAAUUUGUUGGCUUCUUAGCAGGUACAAGACUCAAGACUAGCUGCUGCAUGGCUAAUGUUGGACAAGAUAGUGGAGAGGCAUCGCCACUAGAUGAUCCAACAGCCGAUGUGAAUACUGCGAAUACUACCUCACAAAGUUUUGCUACUCAAGUUCCUUCUCUACCUUCACCACCAGUAACUGGUUUAACCAUUGAAACACUAAAGAGAGAAGUUAAAUUCACUGACGAGCAGCUUGACACAAGAGUAGAAGAAACAGACCUCCUCAAAUUAUCAUCUUAUUUUGACACCACACAUGACGGCUGUCUUGCAAUGGGCCUGUCAUCUGGACAGCAAACUGACGUGAGGAGUCAUGCCUUCGUACACGGCACUCAGGCUGGAAUGUUGCUGGCUCUGAAAUACUGGCUGGACAGAGUUGUUGCAGAGGGCACGUUCAGAGCUCUGCUACUCAUCAUACUCUCCCUGGACAAAGGAGACAUUGCUAUCAAUGUGGCCCAGUAUUUGUCAGCCAAAGAUUCCUCAAACACAAAAUCUGAGCAGGCUGCGAGGAAGAAUACUAAAGAACCCGUGGAAUCAAUGAGUGAUGAUCGAAUUAUCACCGACCUCACUGGAAAAAUCGAUUUCCUGGAGACAAAAUUUCAGCGGCUGACUAAUAAAACCCUCAAACGACUCAAGCAAUCUCGUGUCAGUGUAGACGAUUUCUAUGCCAGCAUAACAUGCAUGAAACUAUCGCUGAAAAGUCUUGCUGGAAAAUACAUUGAAGAAUGCUUCGAGAAAGCACGAACACUUGCAAAGAUUUGGGGCAAGUUGAAUCGAUUCUGGGAUUUUUUCAAUUACGAGCUUUUUCGACACGUACUUCGAGUCAUGUUCACUGAAGCAGACGAUCCCUUGCUGAGCCAACUAGCCGAGUAUGAGAGUGAGAUGGAUGGAUUCCUGUCUUCAACAAAACUUAGUGAUUUCUUCAAAGUUUGGCCAUUUUCCAUUGACAGUCCUCAAGAAAAAGAAGUCGGAAAACUGAAGAAUGUUAUAGUGAGGGUGAACAAAAGCUGGGAUGAUUGCACGCUACGUGACGUUAAAAACAUCUCCAACACCUUUGCUCAAGGAUUCUUCUUGCCACGUGAAUUCUUGCUGGUAGCUGGUGUUGGUAAGAGCAGUGUGUCCAUCCUCUGGUCCGUACCUCCUUCUCUGGCCAGCUCGAUAGUGGAACAGGUGAAACAAGGAAAGGAAGACUUCUUAGCAGACAAUGGCUUUCUAUCUAUCACCAUUGAUGGUGUUCAGGUCUAUUCCCUCACUCCAAUGAAGCAGGCUUCUUUACAACUAAAGAAGAUGUACGUAUCUAGACAGAUAUCCAAGAACUUGCUGCAACCUUACAAGCUAGCUCUAAUCACAACAGGGUUUUUUGAUUUUACUAGUCCUAAUAAAUACAUAAGGCGCACACUGCGAGGAGACAAAGAUGACAUUCACUGUAAUAAAUUUGCAACCACUCUCAGCACUCUUGGCCAUCAUCCCAAUGGCUCCCCUGCUCGACUGGUCCUAGUGGAGGGAGCUCCUGGUGUAGGCAAAACAACAUUCAGUCUCGAUGCUUGUAUCAAGUGGGCCAAUAAAGAGCUGCUUAAAGACACUGCGAUACUCUUCCUGCUGCCAUUGAGAGACUUUGACGUUCAGAACUUAAACAAUCUUGAUGAAUUAGUAUCUCUCAUCAAUCCUGGAGACAAGUCCCUAGUGGAAGAGCUGGAAGCCAACAAAGGUGAAGGUACAGCCUUCUGGUUGGAUGGCUGGGAUGAAAUUGCAUCCACCCUUGAUGAUCAAUCAUGCUUCUUCAAGAAACUAGUGUCUGGAGAAAUCUUACCCAAAGCUAGAGUGAUUGUGACAAGUCGACCUUGGGCUACUGACUACAUCAAGAAACGAAAACCCUCACAGCACAUUGAGAUUGUAGCAUCUGUCCAAGACCAGAUUGAUUGGCUGAUAGAGCUGAAGAAAAAGUAUCCACAAAAGUCGUCUGCUCUCCUAGAACAGUUUUUGAAAUAUUUGGAUGAGACCCCUGCUGUCAAAGGCCACAUGCACACUCCCUUAGCUACCAGCAUCACCUUGUUGGUCUACCAGUGGUGCCAAGACUCAAGCUCUACCUUACCAACAACAGUGACCCAGCUGUACACUUCCUACACUUGCUUCUGUAUCCAUGAGUACCUGGACAAACACCCUCACUUUGUGCCCAAGCUAUGGAAAAGCAACAACUUUAGCGAUCUCUCAGAGCCUUUGAAAACAUUCUUCCAUAGCCUGUCUGGAAUUAGUUUAAAUGGCCUACUUGAUAAUGUACCGCGGCUGGUGUUCCCUGAUCUUCCCGAUUAUCUCAGACUGGAGACUCUGGGGCUGAUGCAGACAGUGGACCCGCUAUACACCAGUGCUGUAGUUAGCUAUCACUUCAACCACCUCACACUUCAAGAGUAUCUAGCUGCGUUUUCACUAUCACAGAUGAGCGAUGAAGAAAGAAGUGCGAUUGUUGCGAGGUGUAUCCAUGAUGGCCACUUCAUCGGGGUCCUGAGGUUUCUCAGUGGACUCACCAAAUCUUCUCCCAUCCUCAGAGAUCACAUGAGGAGAAAAAUUGGAUCAAGGACCGUCUUUCACUGGCUGUUUGAGGGAGGUGAUAAAGCUUCUAUUACUGACAUUCUUGGAGAGAGUGAAAUGAGUAUUCGCUCAGACUACUCCUGGUCUCCUCUUGACUAUUUUGUUACUGGCUACUGCACUGCUCGAUCCAACUGUUUCAUAAAUUUCGAAAUCACAGGCAUUGGAGAUGAAAAUGAGAAUAUGUCUCAUUUAUUUCAAGCGUUUUGCAGUGCCGGUGGAGAGCAGGGAAAUGCUUCUAUCACAUCAAUAAAAGUGUCAUGUAGUGAUCUCGCCUCACAAAGCUUCCAAUACAUGCAAGACAUUCCUACUCACUUCUUACGCCACUUGAAGAGGUUCACUGUAUGUUACAACAAACUUGACGGUACUGCUGUCGACCACAUUGCCAAGACCAUCCCCCAUAUGCCUCAACUAGAAGAACUUGAUCUAGCAAGAAACAAAAUCCAAAGAGGAGGUGCUGUCUCUCUUGUAUCAGCCCUCUGUGACCACACAGCUUUGAAGAAGUUGGAUUUGGCUGAGAAUAAUAUCGCUAAAGAAGAUUGUGAACAAUUAGCUAAACUCUUGUGUUCUAGUCAGUGUCUCGAAUCGUUGAAUGUCAGUGACAACUCUUUCUCCUCUGACAGUGUCCAUAUUCUGUUCAGAGGAUUACAGCAAAACAGCCCUCUGAAAGAACUGGUCAUGUCAGAAAAUAGUGUUUCACUGGAGGCCAUGACGACUUUCAGUGCUUACCUUGGAGACAAUGACAAGUGUAAACUGGAGACAGGGUAUAUAUGCCGCUGCGACAUUUCUCCAGAAUCAGCUAUAGAGCUAGCACACGGACUCAGUCGAAACUGUUCAGUGAAGGAUCUGCACUUGUCUAGCAAUCCACUUGGAGACAGCGGAGUGACUGCCCUCGGUAGAGCACUAGAAACAAACAAAACAAUUACUAGACUUUUUUUAGAUAACUGUUCCAUGACUACCAUUGGAGGAGCAGCACUGGCCUCAUCUCUGAUGGCCAACUCAACAAUAGAGGAGCUGAUUAUUAGCCGCAAUUCAUUAGGAGGAGAAGCAAUUCAAAAGUUUGCGGAGUUAAUACAACACAACAAAACACUCAAGAUACUAAGUAUUAACAAAGAUGACUCAUUAACUCAAUCCGAUAUCGAUAUCCUCCUCAACAGUACAACAGACAAUCAAACACUGGAACAUUUGACAGUACCCCAAAAAUUCAGAGUUAAGUACUGACAAUUAGAGUGGUGGGAUUAGUUACGUUACAAUUUGAAUGUCAGUUGUUUUUUUCGUGUUUUUGUAAUUCGUAAUAAAAAAAAACUUUAUUAUUAGUCAAUUAA